Messenger RNA from Linum trigynum, 1364 nucleotides. Lineage: Eukaryota; Viridiplantae; Streptophyta; Magnoliopsida; Malpighiales; Linaceae. The record is from the annotation of a GenBank genome assembly.
AUCCAAGGGAUUUCUCUAGAAGGCAAAGAAAACAAACUGCUCCGAUCCACAACCUGCGAGGAAAAAAAAAAAAAAAAAAAAACAGCUCCCAGAAAGUAGCUAAAGCUCUAACCUUUCACAAUUACAGAGAGAGCUUGCUUUCUUUCUUUCUUUCUUUCUUUCUUCCAUUCAUGGCGGGCAUAGUUUCUUCUUCCUCGGGUCUGAAAAUUCACUACCCAUCAUCAUCGUCAGCAGAAGAAGUCUUCGAUUCCCGGCGGCAAUCUUCACGGCUCACUCUCCUCUCAUCGGAUUCCCUUCCCACAACCCAUUCACGCGGAAUCUUCCGCUCCACUACCAAGUUGAAGAAUCCCAGCCUCUACGCUGCUUCAGAUUCCUGGAAAUGGCGGACCCAAGUUUCUUCGUCCUCCUCCAAAGAGGGUUCAUCCUCCUCCUCCUCCACCAGGCGGCAAGAUGUGGUCAUCAACCUCCUCAAGUCUCAGCUCUACGACGCGAUUGCCCCUCUCGACCGCGGCGUUGAAGCUACCCCUCAGGAACAACAGCGCGUCGACGAGAUAGCUCGUAAGUUGGAGGCUGUGAACGCAGAAAAGGAGCCUCUCAAGUCCACUCUGUUGAAUGGGAAAUGGGAGCUUCUGUACACUACAUCUCAAUCAAUACUCAAGAAAAAGUGGCCAAAGUUGUUGAGACCAAAUGGGAAAAUCUACCAGGCAAUCAAUGUCGACACUCUGCGGGCUCAAAAUCUGGAAACUUGGCCCUUCUUUAAUCAGGCAACAGCUAAUCUAGUACCUCUAAACGAGAAAAGGGUCGCUGUCAACUUUGAUUUCUUCAAGAUUGCUGGCCUGAUUCCGAUUGAAUCGCCUGGAAGUGGACGUGGGCAGCUCGAGAUCACUUACUUGGAUGAGGAAUUAAGAAUCUCAAGAGGAGACAGGGGAAACCUCUUCAUCCUGAAGAUGGUGGAUCCAUCCUAUAGGGUACCCCUGUAAACUUUGGAUCCAUAUCUGAAAGAAAUCUGACGAGUUAGUUUUGAAGAAACACAGGCCAAGUCCCCUGGAGAGAAGAAGAAAUCAAGAAUAUCAGGAACAUGGAAUUGCUAGGGAGAGAUCAAGCUCUGUCAUUUCUGUAUAGUUUCGGUCAUAUUCUUGGAAUCCAUCGUUUGUACAAUGGACCAAGCUUUCCAGUAGUGAACGUUGGAUAAUACAAACGGUGGAAUGGUCUAUGUGGAGACUGGAGUAGUCCUUACUUGCAGUUCACUUCACCAUGUGAAGCCUCUACUCUCUGCAACAGACCCAACCUCUUGUUCCAGUUAUCCAAUUGAAGUCAAUUCUGAAGAUCCCAAUUUGCCUAACUAAUUAAUUAGUAUCCUCCCU